Molecule: messenger RNA, 1071 nt
Organism: Symbiodinium natans
Lineage: Eukaryota; Dinophyceae; Suessiales; Symbiodiniaceae
Source: the annotation of a GenBank genome assembly
AUGCUGGGUUUGUUUUUAUGUUCAUCAACAUACCAACUACAUGAGGCAAGCCGGGCGAUCUCAUGUGCCUGGACAGAGCACGCUUGCCAGGAUGAGGGAGAGGACGCGGACGAAGGCGACUUCCCCUUUCUGAAAGCCGAUCAUCCGGCAUACAAGCGGCUCCAAGAAGCUUGGCGCAAGCAGUUGACUGGUCAUAAUGACCGGGUCACGCUUCAGCUUCGAGAAAAGCAGGAGGAGCUUAAGAAGCUUGUGAAGCACCGAGAAGACAUAGGCGUGACUCUCUAUGGAGCUCAGCAGCAGCUUGCCAAGUUGCAGCUGCAACUAGAGCAGCUCCAUGACAAGUACGCCAUGGUCCAGGGACAGCGCCUAGAGGACGAUGAGAAGCUGAAGAACAUCACCACCGACUGGGAAGGCAAGAAAGUCGAGGUGGAGGAGGCUACGCGAAGGCUAGCCAAAUCGCAGGACGAGCUGAACCAGCUGAACAUCACGGUUCGGCAGGUUCAGGAGUACAAUGAGCAGAUGAAGGCCGAGAUCCAGGUCACCCGCCGAGCGACCUACAAGGCGGAGGACCACAUCAAGCAGAUCGAGGAGAUGAAGUCCAAGCAGGACCUGCUGAUCGACUCGAUGAACGAGGACAUCAAGCGGCUUACCGAGCGGAAGGCCUUGCUGGAUGCCCAGAUCUCGGCGCAGCGCCAGGAGACGGAGGCCGCCAUGGCGACUCUCCGGGAGGCGAGCCGAGAGAUGGAGGCCAUCGAGUUUGAGAAGAAGCAGCUUAUGAUGCAGUGGAGGUCCUCCCUGGUCGGGAUGCAGCGGAGAGAUGAAGCGCUGCAAAAUGUGCAGAAGGCUCUCGAGGAGCAAAGUGAGGCUGAGCUUGCCAUAGAAAACGAGAUCCGUGGACUGCAUUCCUCGAUCCGUACGGAGCAGGAUCGGAAUGACAAAGAGAUGCAGUCCUUGCAGUCUCAGAUGACAAGCCUUAAGCAAGAGCGAGAAAAGCUCAUGGACCAGUACACCACCCUGAACAAGAGCGCUUUGGCAGCACAGUAUGCGCAGUGUGCAGAUGGCAUCGAGUAG